This is a messenger RNA of Drosophila willistoni, 3108 nucleotides long. It is a transcript of the gene sNPF-R, whose product is annotated as prolactin-releasing peptide receptor. Gene Ontology annotation, cellular component: plasma membrane; neuron projection. The record is from RefSeq and is a predicted model, not a curated record. Gene Ontology annotation, biological process: G protein-coupled receptor signaling pathway. Gene Ontology annotation, molecular function: neuropeptide Y receptor activity; neuropeptide binding. NCBI's taxonomy places the organism in Eukaryota, Metazoa, Arthropoda, Insecta, Diptera, Drosophilidae. The coding region runs from base 466 to 2397 and encodes 643 amino acids. The transcript has 3 exons.
GUUGGACGCGUAGCGGCAACGACAAAAAUCUAUCUAGAAGAUACUACUACUUAGGACGACAACCAAAACGGAAAGAUACAAAACAAAGAGCCGCAGUCCAAUUAACAAUGAGCGAAAUAUGAAAACAAAAAACUUUUCGGAAUAAAUAAAAACGCAACUCAAGACGUGACUGGGUCGUCGAACGGUGAAGCAAGCAAGAAGAUGGCUAAGAUGCUAGUGACGGAAAUGACUGCUUAAGUGGCGCACAUCCGGUUAAGCCGGCGGACGGGAAUAAACAAAGCUGAAAACAACAAAAAAGAAAAACCAACAAACAGAAGCAGCAGCAAACAAUCGAACCGUAACGAAACGGCUACAAGAGCCUUUUCUUCUAAACCUUACCCAAAAGUCAUUAACGAAUAGCAAACAAAAGCCAUCUAAAGUCCAAAGGACAUUGCAUUGCGAGAUACUGAGAUUUGGGGCAGAGCGAUGGCCCACAACGACUCGAUUAGUCUGUGGACAACACAAUUGCCAUUGGUCACGUCAACGACUAGCAAUUGGAGUGGCAUGGCCCAUGGAACGGCCGGAACGGAUCCAACAGUGACCGCAACAACAACAGCAACAACAGUUGCCAGUCUAAGUCUGAGCAGCAGCUUGAGUGACGCAGCCGCUGCAGCAGCCAUGGAAGCAGAGAAAUCAGGAGGGAUAAUACAUAAUCAAUUUGUUCAGAUCUUUUUCUAUAUGCUCUACGCUACCGUCUUUGUAUUGGGUGUCUUUGGUAAUGUACUCGUUUGCUAUGUUGUGCUCAGGAAUCGAGCAAUGCAAACCGUAACAAAUAUAUUCAUUACGAAUCUGGCAUUAUCGGACAUCUUGCUGUGUGUGCUGGCAGUGCCAUUUACACCGCUCUAUACAUUUAUGGGUCGCUGGGCAUUUGGCAGGACAUUAUGCCAUUUGGUAUCCUUUGCCCAGGGUUGUAGUAUAUACAUAUCGACACUGACUCUCACAUCGAUAGCAAUCGAUCGAUAUUUUGUGAUCAUCUAUCCAUUUCAUCCGCGCAUGAAACUAUCCACCUGCAUUGGUAUAAUCGUUAGCAUUUGGGUGAUAGCCCUAUUGGCCACAUUACCCUAUGGCAUGUACAUGAAAAUGACCAAUGAAGUGAUCAAUGGCACCCAAUUGACGGGCAAUGAUACGACAUCGGCCAUAGAAGCAUCGAUGAUGAUGUUCCCCACGAAUACCAGUGAUUCUCCGGACGCCACAUCGUCAGCGGCUCAAGCCUAUAUGCAAGUGAUGACCCCCACUGGCGGUGGAGUCGGGGUGGAUUAUACCUACACUCGAGUCUAUUGCGAAGAGAAUUGGCCAUCGGAACAAUAUCGCAAGGUAUUUGGUGCCAUUACAACAACAUUGCAAUUUGUUUUGCCCUUCUUCAUUAUCUCGAUAUGCUAUGUCUGGAUAUCGGUGAAGCUGAAUCAGCGUGCCAGGGCUAAGCCCGGUUCGAAAUCUUCACGGCGAGAGGAGGCUGAUCGAGAUCGCAAGAAGCGUACGAAUCGCAUGUUAAUCGCCAUGGUCGCUGUCUUUGGUCUUAGUUGGUUGCCCAUCAAUUUGGUUAAUAUCUUCGAUGAUUUCGAUGAUAAAUCGAAUGAAUGGCGCUUCUAUAUACUAUUCUUUUUUGUGGCCCAUUCCAUUGCCAUGAGCUCGACAUGCUAUAACCCGUUUCUUUAUGCCUGGUUGAAUGAGAAUUUCCGAAAGGAAUUCAAACAUGUUUUGCCCUGCUUCAAUCCAUCCAAUAACAAUAUAAUCAAUAUAACACGAGGCUAUAAUCGAAGUGAUCGCAAUACAUGCGGUCCACGUUUGCAUCAUGGCAAUGGUGAGGGUGGCGGAGCGGGUGGCCAAGGUGGUCAUGGUGGGCAAGAUGAUGAUCAGGAUGAUGACAAUGGCAUUACACAGGAGACUUGUUUGCCCAAAGAGAAAUUACUCAUAAUACCAAGGGAGCCAACUUAUGGUAAUGGCACUGGUGCUGUAUCACCUAUAUUAAGUGGGCGUGGCAUUAAUGCAGCUCUAGUGCAUACAAAACAAGAGCAGCAACAACAACAGCAACAACAUCAUCACCAACAACAGCAACAACAACAACAACAACAACAGCAGCAAAUGCCACUGCAGCAGGUGGAACUAAUGAGGCGAACAACACGUCGUCGAACCGACGAUGAUGCGGAUUACAUAGACUCGGGAGAUGAGCAGACUGUUGAAGUGCGUUUCAGUGAGACUCCGUUCGUUAGUUCAGACAAUACCACAGGCAUCAGUAUGCUGGAAACGACGAGCACUAGUCAUUGCCAGGACUCGGAUUUGCUGACCGAACUGACUGGCGGUGGCAUGGCAGGAGUUGGUCCUGCCCUUGGCGGAGAUCCGAGUAGACGAUGUAACUGAGACAGGAUUAUCGAAACGCAUUUCUAAGAUGACAAAUUGAAAUCUGAAAUUGUAGCAGAGCCAUGAAAUGUAUGAACCCCCCCGCAAAUCGAAAAUACUGUUGAAAUGGAUCCUAGUCGUAGUAGUCGUCGCCCCAGACCCCAGCCUCCAGUUUCCGUGGUCCCAGUUCCAAUUUUGGUACUGGUUGUAGUAGUUGUAGUAGUCCUAGUCGUAGGUCCUUAGUCUUUAGUCUAGUCUGUGUAAGUCAAAGUAUAUGCUGAUAAAUGCCAAAUCAAGUGACAACGAUGUGAAAAUUGCUGCACAGAGGGAGCAAGGAGAAGGAGAAGGAUGAGGAUGAGGAGGAGGAGGAGCAGAACGAGACGAUAGAAAAAAGAAUGAGACGGUUUGUUGUCUUGGGGCCUCCCCAAAGCAAUUGGCUGAAACAGCUUCACAAAUCGUUGAUAUCAAAUAUGUAUGUAUGUAUGAGUAUGAGUCCGUAAGUGUCUGUGUAUGAAUGUGUGUGUGCCUGGCGGCCAUGGCAUUUCUCUUCGUUCAUUCGUGUUGUAUAUAUAUAUAUAUUUUUUCUUUUUUUUUUAUUACUUUCGUCAUUCAACUCGCGGCAUUUUGUUGCUCCGGUUGUGGCAUCAAGUGAAUCUAUUUUAAAGCCUCCGCCUGCCUUUUGUGAAUUCAAUUUGUGCCUCUAACUGUCACAAGAAGAAGAUUUUUUGCUUG